Molecule: messenger RNA, 1504 nt
Organism: Pyricularia oryzae 70-15
Lineage: Eukaryota; Fungi; Ascomycota; Sordariomycetes; Magnaporthales; Pyriculariaceae
Product: IDI4
Exons: 2
Coding region: 1-624 (207 amino acids)
Biological process (GO): DNA-templated transcription; regulation of transcription by RNA polymerase II
Molecular function (GO): DNA-binding transcription factor activity, RNA polymerase II-specific; RNA polymerase II cis-regulatory region sequence-specific DNA binding
Source: RefSeq, a predicted model, not a curated record
AUGCCGGCCUCACCAAGACAGUCCCAGUUCCGUGUCGCCGCAACCUCUGAUCAUCCUUCGGUUGAUACGUUGUACUCUCUCCAUCUGCCAGUCACUUGGCCUAGCGACUCAUUUGGGCUGUCCUCCCUCGACGGAUCUUCCGCCGACCCCCUCAACCACCACUUUCCCGAAUUUGCGAACCUCGCAGACUUCAACAACACCAUCUCCUAUCAGACGCCGACUUCGACACCGUCUGCGCUCAACUUCGUUGAUACACCUCAUCAGACCGGAAAGCACCCCGAAUCCAUGAAAGCAUCACGAUCUGUGUCACCUGCCACCAGCAACCAAAACACCAAGGCGACAAACUCAUCUCCCUUGUCACAAGGGCUCCCCUCUCCCCAGGAAGCUUAUCAACAGGAGAGCGAGUCAGUCGUGCGCAAACGUGAACGUAACACGGCUGCCGCCCGCAGAUACCGUCAGAAGCGUCUGGAUCGCAUCAAGGAGCUCGAGGAUGAGCUCGCCAAGGUGACGGCCGAUCGUGACGAGCUAAAGCUCAAGCUUGCGAGGCAAGAAGCCGAGACGGCGACUCUGAGGGAUUUGUUGGUCAUGGCCACCGGCAGGGGGGCGCAACGUUCUGAUAGGUAGCAGGUGGGAUCCGAUAGAUUGUGCUUCAAUAUAAGUAUCGAGAACCCAGGUUUCGGUGUCAGUAACGUCUCUGCCAAGUCGAUGAGUGAAAACAAGGUGCAUGUGUAAUUUAAUUGCAAGCUCGGCAGGGAGAGUGAAUUUUCAGACGAUGUCAGCUCUUUUUUGCGUCCGUCAUCGAAUUCCGAGGUCCUCAUGUUAUCCUAUCGUACACGGACUCGGAUCGGAAGGAGGUAAAGGCUUGUCAUCAUGCAGGAAGUGUGGUAGAAAUAGUAAAUAGUUUCCAUACCUUACUGGAUCUUGCUGCCCCCGGAAAUCUGCCAUGGCUUGGACAGUGGCCAGAAGAUACAAGACGGCCCAUUCCGAGCACCAAGGGCAGACUGCCAGCUAGCAACUACUUGCAUCUCGGCUCAUGAUAACUUGCAGCUUUUAUAACUACCUAAUCCUUGGUAGGUACGUACCAUUACUUUCACUCCAACAUGUACAUAACCUCGUGUACUUCCAGCACCAUCAUUCGAAAUUCAUCAACGUAGAUGCUGAGUGAAUCAUAGACUAUCACACCAAGGGCACCCACCUAUAAGACAGGCAUGCUACCGGGGUGAUAUACCUCGGAUCAUAUGCGGGAAGUUUAGAGUUCUGCUCGGAGUCGGGGUUUGGGAAUAGUAACAGUCCGACGACUAGGUGGCUUUGAAGAUUUGAAAGCAACAUCUUUCCAUAAGGUAGCUGCUUGUACCAUACUGCCUGGCAAGUAUUCUACGUUAUCAUGAGCCUAUCAAUGCAUCGUAACAGGUAGCGAUGUUCGUUGUGCAAAUAUCAUCGCGCUCCCCCUGAAAACAAACUGUUCCUCCGUUUUCCAUAAUCAUGACAAUCAAUCUACGAGGGG